AUUUGAACCUAUCGUUCUCCCUCUCUUCUGCCCUUCUGGUCUCGACCCCCUAGCUCUGUUCUUGUCUCGGCGGCAAAGCAUUAAGCUGAUGUACAUAAAUAUGGUGAUUUGUGGAGUGCCUGAAAGGUGUUCGAUGAAACGUCUGAGAAAAAUACAGUUUACCGCCUAAAGCUCCAGAAAAAAGAAAACUUUAAACUUUGUUUGCAGUGCUUUCGUGACCAACCUAGACUCCAUAGCCAUGGAGCAAAAGCUUCUAUCGAGUUUAGAACAAAUUUUCAGAAUUCAGACAAAGAUAUCUUUAAAACCCUUCUCUAUGGCAAGAUCUCUCAUCUUAAACCCCUCAACCUCCGAUCAAACCAUCUCCUCCAUCCUCCAAAUCUUAGAAACUCUAUCAACAGCUACAAUAAACCCCAAAUUCGACCUUCUCAAUUUCAUCACACUCCUUUGUGAAAUCUCCAUUGUCCACCGCCAUUUCUCCCCAACCGUCACCACCAUACUCCGCUCGCUCUGCCUUCACUGCCCCAGCAUUCCCCCACGUGCCGCCGGACUUGCACUCUCUACCCUUGUUUCCAUCGCUCCUGCUUCUGCUUCCGACUUGGGUCCUGCGUUUUCAGAGGGAUUGUUUUUAUCGCUCUGCUUCGGUCCGUGCGUGCCUGUGCGUCAAAGGCUGUUAAUGGAUGCGGAGAAAUUUAGAGUCCGACCGUCAGUUCUGCUCACGGUAUUGCUAGGGUUCACUAAGGACCCGUAUCCUUACGUGAGGAAGGCUGCUUUGGAUGGGUUGAUUGAUUUCUGCAAAUGGAUUGUUGUUAACGAUCAUCUUAUGGUUGAAGGAUGCUACUUGCGUGCUGUUGAGCUGUUGUUUGAUACCGAGGAAUGCGUGAGAUGCUCAGCUGUUCAUGUGGUAAAUGAAUGGGGAAACUGGCUUGUGGAAAAUAGUGAGGAUAAAAGCAAAAGAGAUUGCUCAGAUGCAUUGUAUGUACAGGUAAAUUUUUAG
Messenger RNA from Cynara cardunculus var. scolymus (artichoke), 994 nucleotides. RefSeq names its product protein SIEL-like. Gene Ontology annotation, biological process: intercellular transport. Gene Ontology annotation, cellular component: endosome. The transcript is spliced from 3 exons. Bases 239 to 994 code for a protein of 251 amino acids. The record is from RefSeq and is a predicted model, not a curated record. Lineage: Eukaryota; Viridiplantae; Streptophyta; Magnoliopsida; Asterales; Asteraceae.